Saprolegnia parasitica CBS 223.65 is the source of this 10224-nucleotide messenger RNA. RefSeq lists its product as hypothetical. Lineage: Eukaryota; Oomycota; Saprolegniomycetes; Saprolegniales; Saprolegniaceae. The transcript has 9 exons. Bases 39 to 10196 code for a protein of 3385 amino acids. The record is from RefSeq and is a predicted model, not a curated record.
CCGCCGAGGAGAGAGCUUUCGGGGUCCCUUGAUCAUCGAUGCCAUCGAAGAAGCGGCGCGGGUUCCGGCGCAAGGGAAGCGACGGCGAGGGCAGCUCGAGCGAGAAGGGGGUACUGAGCCCGACGGCAAGCGGCCGGCCGAAGCUGCUUAUGGGGCGGCCGGCGCUGGGCAUUCGGGCGCUGGCCUCGUCGGCCAUGGAUCCGGCCAACCUCUUUGGCUUUGGCGAUGUGUACCUCUCGGACCUCUCGAGCUUGCGCCAAUUCGAGCUCAUCAACCUGCAGCCGUUCCCGGUGCGCGUGGGCCUGAAUGCGGAGCUGCGUAAGCCAUUCCAUGCCAGCACGUGGGGCUUCCAGACGCACAACGAGAACCUACCCGACGACGACGGCGUCGUAGAGUCGCCUCUCGUCCGAAGCAUGUCCAAGUCGUCGUUCUCGUCGUCGCUUGCCGACACGGUUUUUCUUGACGAAGGCUUUAACGAGCUUUUCAACCAAAUGGGGCUCAUCGACUCGAUCGUGUUGGAGCCCAACCAAGCGCAGCGGCUUAUCUUCUCGAUCUGCGUCAAGCACGAAGCUUCGGGCACAGCGGCCAAGCCGUCGACGGGCUUGACGUCCAAGGCGAAUGCUGGUGACGACUCGUCUGACGAAGAGCGACUGUACUUGAACGAGAGCUCGUUCGCGGCGCUCUCGGGGCGGCUCAUCUUUUCGACGACCAUCUUGUCGCCAGACCGGUCGCCGACGUCGCCGGUUGGCGCGCUCGAUGCGAUCACGAUCCCGAUCCAGGGCAACGUGUGCCGAUCGCUGCUGCGCCUCGACGUGAAGGAGCUCCACUUUGACGACUGCAUUCCCGGCGGGUCGUACGUCAAGGACUUUACGGUCUGGAACCGGUCCGAGAUCCCGCUCGUGUUUCGUAUGAUGUCGUCGAUUCCCGACGACCAAAAGGCGAUGCUGACGUGCUCCGACUACAACUCGGGCUACGCGAUGGGCGAGAAUCCGUUCCAAGUCGCUGCGUAUGGGCACAUGCGCGUGCGCGUGACGUACCGUCCCGUCGAGGUCGGCGAGCAUAGUUUCGAGAUCCUCGUGCAAAACCUCCACGACUCGCGCAACGUCAAGACGCUCAAGGUGCACGCGAUCGCGUCCAAGGAGCACCACCGCGAGGGUCUCUCGAUCCGGGAGCCGAACGGGUCCUUUCUCAUGAGUGGAAGUCUCAUGGACUUUGGCGACUGCUACACGGGCAUGCCAACCCCCAAGAUCGUGCUCAUCAAAAACAUGACGGAGGCGCCGCUCCACAUUGAGCUCUCGAGCGACCGGCCGAAAGAAGUGACGUUUGAGCUCAAGCUUGUGGGCAACAACCGCGCGCGGUCGUCACGCUCCAUGUCGACGAUGCGGGGCCUGGGCUUUGACGAGCCGCUUUCGCCGACCGACUCGCGCCUCUCGCUGUCCCCGACGGCCACCUCGCCGACCAACAGCGCGUUCUUCAAGACGGAGAACGGCGACAGCGACGACGAGCCGGACGAAAACGACGGCGACGACGAAGACUUGACUUUCAGCCGCAAGCGCAACUCGUUUGAAGACACGCUCUUGAGUGAAAUGGAAGACGCAGACGACGACAUGGAGUUUGACGGGGAGCGGCUCGCGCCGCCACCGAGUCCGAGCAGCCCCAAGACGCACGACGAAGGCCACGCACCCAAUAAGGUGCCGCUGCGCGCGCGUUCGUCACGCAAGCUUUUGCGCGUGCAUUCGCGCGUAAAAGACCUCACCGAAAGCGGCAUCGAGAGUAGCGGCGCCAGUGUCUGCUCGUCGCCCGAGCGCAAGUCGACGAGCCUCGUGCGCACCAAGUCGGGUGUACGUCCUGCGCUGGACGACCACGUCAACAACUACCUCGUCGAGGCGCUCGACCUCGCGCCCGGCGUCGAGCGGACGAUCGUCGUGUGGUACACGCCGACGCCGUCCGAGGUGUUUGACGUCAAGAGCUGCCGCCUCACGAAGCAGAGCUUCCGGCUCUCGUUCCGGUGCUACCAAGUCCAAGGCGCGUGGACGGGCUCAAACCAGCGCGUGUACGACCGCAGUUUGGGCAAGUCCCUCCACGCGCGGUCGCGCACGUGUACGUCGUAUGUCACGAUGACGCCGUCCGUGCUGCACUUUGGCGACUGCAACAUUGGCGAGCUCCGGUCGAGUGCGUGCACACUCACCAACCACUCGGAGCUGCCGACGGUCGUCAAGCCAUCCGUGGUCUCGAAAGUUGUCUCGACGGUCCCGAACGACGAGAUGACGCUCGGGCCGAAACAGUCGCUCGAGAUGAAGAUUGAGAUCAUUCCGCGCAAGGUCAACGCCAACUACACGCGCGUGAUCAACGCCGUGAAUCUCAAAAACAAACUCAAUCUCGCGCAAGUGUGCGUGCGCUCGAGCAACAUGGAUGCGCACCAUGUGAUUUACCACUCGCUCUUUUACAAGCUGCACACGCCGUCGAAAUCGGCGUUUCUCAAUUUUGAGCACGUGGCCGCCAACUCGAUGAGCAUCAAGGUGUUUACGCUUGAGAACAUUACGAGCGCCGUGCUGCGGCUUCGCGUGCAGAGCAGCGACCCGUCGCGCGUCCAGCUCUACUACAUUGCGGACCACGCCAAGACCGCGGUCGCGCUCUCGCUCGUCUCGCCCGCCGUGUCGCCGCUGGCCGCGCCGAUCGAGUCGCCGCUCGUGUCGCCGGCGCCCGUGGCCGUGACGACGGCGAGCGCCGCGUCGUUGCACAUGCCGCCGACGCAAACGAUUCGCCGGCGCCGCUCCAUUGGCAGCAUCAAGGAGCUCAACGCGCCCAAGAAAACCACCGAGCUCUCGCGCCUCCAGGAGCUCUUGUCCAAGAAGAAGAAGACGACGACGGCCAAGCGCAACGGUAGUGGGACGUCCACAGCGACCCUGACGAUGCCAACGACGCCCCUCGCGGCCUCGGCGACGCAAACACCAACGUCGAGUAUGCCAUCGGUGCCCACGGUCGUGGAGCGAAGCAAUGGCAAUGGCGCCAAGAAAGAGCUCGAUGCGGUGACGUCCGAUGUCGUCGGUAUGUUUGAGUCGUUGCGUUUCGACGCCGAGCGUGAGAAGGACACGGUGACCUUGAUUCGUGAGCGCGUCCGGCGGUUCCAUCAGCUCGUGGCCGACAAGCAUCUCGUGCCUGUGCUCACGACAAAGGAGUGGAACGUCCGCAUUCCCGCCAAAGGGUCGCUUCCGAUCCUUGCCGUCUUUACGCCCAAGGUUGGCGAAGAGACGCCGGAGAAAUCUCGCGUCGAAAAGUACAAGGUGUUUGUCACGCUACCGGCGGGCGGCAACCAACAAGGGCGGCACCCGGACCUCUCGGCGUCGGCUUCGCUCGGGCACUCGCUGCACCCGUUCGACACGCGCCCGUCUGUGCGCGAAUUGCUGCUCAAGAGCCGCGUGUGUCGCUCCGUGCUGCAAGUGAACCAGAAGAACAUCAACUUUGGUCGCAUCACGACGUUCAGCAAGAGCUCCAAGAAGGUGCUUGUCCGCAACGGGUCGGCGAUUCCGCUCGUGUACAUGAUUGAGAAGACGGGGUCGAUCUCGUCUGGGUUUCUCGAGAUCAAGGACGGCGACGUUGGCGUCAUCAAACCCUUCGGGGCGCGCCACGUGUGCUUUGAGUUUCAGCCGACGCUAGCGGGCCCGUUCGAGGAGAAGCUCAAGAUUGUCAACGUCCAGGACGUCGAGAACUCGGUGUUUGUCACGAUCAAGGCCAAGGUCGUCAAGCGCGAGACGUUCAAACUGCCGCAGGCCGGCCAGCCCAUCUCGGUCGGCACGUGCCUUGUCGACGAGCCGAGCGACGCAUUCAAGCUCACGAUUCGCAACAUGAGUCGCAAGAAGCGCGAGUACGUCAUCGAGGUGGACACGGCGACGGGCUUCUCGGUGCCGUCGCUGCGUCCGACGUUUACCUUCAACUUGGAUGCAGUCCCCGCGGCCAACAUUACGCAAGCGCAGGAGAAGAAGCUCGACGAAGAGCUCGAGAAGCUCGAGCACAAGCUUCGGAUCGCGGUCACAAAGAAGAAGGAAGACAAGAUUGGGAAGCUCAACUCCAAGAUCAGUCACGUCAAGGCGCUUUUAUCGGGCGAAGGCAGUGCCGAGACAGGCAAACACCCGCCACGGAGUAGCGCGUCGGCGUACGACAGUGGCAACAGCGACACCGAGUCCGAGUCCGAGUCGCGGACGCCGCUCCGGCGCCAGAUUGUUCGCCGGCGGUCGGUCCCCACCGUCGUGCACAACACGCUGCACUUUACGCUCGAGCCCGAGUCGACGGGGCGCAUUGUCGGCACGGUCGUCUUCAAGCAGGAGGGCGACGUCGUGUCGGCGAAGAAGGCCGGUCCGCACCGCCGCCGCCACCACGGACGCCGCGGCAAAAACAUGCUGCCGCCGACAUCGGUGCCGGGCGCCGCGACCCCAAUCUUUGGCGUCGGCAAGUUUCUCUUUUACGAGCAGCAAAACAAGGAUGUGAUGAAGGAGCUGCAGUACAAGGCCGACGUGUACCUGCGGACCCCCGCGGGGGAGAACGCGUACUGCCGUGUCGUCGGCAAAACGCUGCUUCCGCCCAUGCCGUUCCGGGAUCCGGUGCCGACCAAACCGGCCAUCGAUCGGUUCCAGGUCAGCGUCGGGCAGCUCGGUGCGACGCGACCGUCGACGCUGCUCCUACCGAUCGAAGAAGCACCCAGUGACGCGCUGGGAUGGCUCCUCGAGGUGCGCGCAAAGGAAGCAAGCACGCUCGAGCUCAAGUGGGUGCCAACGGAUGCGUUCCAAGACGUUGUUGGGCUCGCGGUCGCCAUGGCCGACGACGUGCCCAUGGUUCUGCCGCAAAAACUCGCGAUCGCUCCGGACACGACUUCGACCCUGCACGUGCGCUGGCAUUUCGCGGCCAAGUCGGGCAUCGAGGCCACGGCGCCGCUGGCGACGACGCUGGGCAAGCUCGCGCUGCCGUCCGAGUGGAAGAAGACGGGCGAAAUUCCCGCCGGCCGUCUCGUGCUCAGCGACGGCAAGUCGACUUCAAGCAUCGAUGUCAUGCUCGUCAAGACGCAGCUUGGCGCGAUCGUGCACGGCGUCUUUUAUGUCUGCAACGCGUCCGCGACGCCGGUCAAGUUUCUCGUGCUCGUCUCGUCGACCGGCCCCGAUGACGCGCCACCGAAAGCAACCAACCUCGUGCUCCCGACGGCAACAGGGCGCGUCGACGGCAACGGACGCACGCCGAUCCGGUUCACGUACACGGGCACGACCUCGGGCAAGCACACGGAGGUGAUCCUCGUCCGGAACCUCAACGACCGGCUCGACUCGACGAAUGUCACGAUCAACGUGCGCGUGACGCGACCCGUGUACGUGCGCAUCCCGGAGCUCGACCCGCACUUGACGGGCCAGCUCACGGACCUCAACAUUGGCCCGUGCUACGUCACGGCCGACGAGAUCGAUGGCAAGUUUAGCAAGGUGCGCAAGAUCACGCUCGUGUCCCAGGUCACGGAAACGCUGCUCCUUUGCGCAUCCUCGAACCUCAAGACGCAGUGCUACGUGUACGAAGACGCGGCGCUGCAGCACGAUGCGACCAACAUCAUCUUGCCGGGCAUGGAGGCCACGGAUCUGUACAUUGCGUUCCGGCCGCGCUUGCCAGCCGACGCGUUCAAGACCGGCGCGUCGCGCGACCUCAUGGGCGGCAUCCGCAUGCAGUUGUUUCGGGAAAAGGACGCGCUCGAGGACCGCGAGCUCGCAGCCGAGUUUACCGUCAACUUGGCCACCGUGGUGCCCCGCGAGAUUGACUUUGGGACCGAGCUCAACAUUGGCCGGCUCCAGCGCUGCAAGACGCACGAAGGGUGUUUCGAGCUCACCAACGUCAACAAGUCGCUGCCGCUGACGUACCGCGUGUACGUUGCAUCCGUGCACGAAGCCGGCUACUCGGACGACGACGAGUCGCUGCACGUCUCGCUCCGGCACGAAAAAGGCGAGAUCCCGCCGGGCGAGUCGUGCCGCAUCGACUUCAACGUGGCUGCCUUUACGCACGGCCUCUUCCGCCGACGGAUCGUGGUCGAGAAUGUCUACAACCCACAGAACGUCAACACGGUCGACGUUGUGCUCUUUGUCGACAAUGGCAGCAUUGCGUGCGACGUCGUGCCGCGCGCGGCCUUGUACACGCUGCAAGACCGCCUCCGCGCGAUGCUGCAAGGCGACCUUUUGGCGACGAAAGGCAGUGUGCUCACGCUCGGGACGGUGCCGGUCAUCUCGAGCGAGCCCCUCGGCUUGGUCGCAAAUGGUGACAACCAGCGCCAGUACCGCAUCUUCCAGCCGUCGACGGUCGCGGACCACCGGUCGUACGUCUCGCUCGUGAACCGCUCGUCGCGCUCCGUGACGCUGCGUCCGAUCUCGAACCUCCCGCUGCUCUUUACGUGGCUUGCGGUCGAGGCACAGGCAGCAAUGCAUUCCGUCCCGACGUUUGCAAAUGGCAUUAUGGCGGCCGAUGCGCGCGAGCUCUCGGCAGUGCCCAGCAGUAGCGCGACCGUUGCCGGCCUCUACACGGGCCCGGUGUGUACGCUCGAGCCGCAUACGAUCGUGGUGGUGGCGACGCAGUUUGCGCCGGUGGCGUGCUCCGGCCUCUUGCCGAUUGAUGCGAUUGACGCGGGAAAGACCGUGCCGCUCCAAGGCAUGAUUGCGUUCCAGAGUUUCGAGGACCACCACGAGCAGUGCGAGGCGACGACGCUUGGCGUGCUGCCCGUCACGGGUGUCUACGGCGAGUCGCGCCUCCAGCUGCUCUCGUCGCACAUCUCGCUCGGCAAAAUCGGCUACUCGACAGCGUGGUCGCCGUGCACGUUUGAGGUCGACGUCAAGAACAUGGCCGACAUUCCUGGCCUCUUUUGUCUCGGACCGCUCCCGUCGUGCUUGGUGCUGCUCGAAAUUCGCCGCGCGGCGCGCGUUCCGUCCCCGAAGAACAGCCAUCAGGACGAGGACGGUGGGGCAUCUGGUGUCCACUCGCUCCAAGAGCAGCUCGCAACUGCGCUCUCGGGUGCCGUCUCGGAUGUCUUUUACGAAAUCGACGGCCGGGCGACAGCGACCCUCGUGUUCGAGUGCCUCCACACCCCCGAGUACCUCAGCGCCGGGCGGCACGAGCUCAGUGUGAGUCUCUUCAACUUUCACAACCCGCACAACACGCAGGUCGUCACGGUCUCGGCGCAUGUGAUUGCGAAUUACAUGGACAUUGCGCUCGAGAGUGACUGCACUCGGCAUGACGAGGCGCUCGUCGCGUACGUCCCGCCGCUCGUGUUGCCGAGCGACGCGCCCUCCGGCUUUCUCUGCACGAUCCACAACGUGUUUGACGACGACCUCGAGAUCAAGCUCUCGUGCCACGCGGCCGACGCGCUCGCAAGUGUGCUGGACGUGGCCGUCGUGUCGCGGUCGUCCAACACGCCUCUGACGGCGCUGACGCUGCCACCCGGCGAGCACGUGGAUGUGCGCGUGCACUGCAGCAUGCUGCCGGGUGCGACGUGGACGGACCUCCCGUUUGCGUCGUCGGGCGAUGGCUCGCGCUUUGACGACGCGUGCGAUCUCGGCAUGUUGAGCAUCGCCGCCACCGCCCUGGACUCGGCGGCGCGCAUCCGCGAGAUCGCGAUCAAGGGCGCCCUUGUGCUCGGACAGUCGUUUAGCCUCUCGGCGCGCCAGCUGCGGUUCCACGCCAACCCGCUGCCGCGCUCGAGCUGCUACCAGCUGCAGCAAAGCUCGGACUGCUUUUGGAUCCAGAACCCGUCGACGACGCAGCCGCUCACGUUCGAGGUCACGUCGUUUUCGACGCACGUGCCCGGGCUCUGCUUUCUGCACAAGGAGACGUCGGCCGCGGCGAUGGGCGACGUCCUCUGCGCGGUCGUGACGCCAGCGACUGGUACGAUCGCGCCAAAGAGCUCGAUGAAGGUGCUCGUGCAUCUUGAAGAGUGCACGCACGCGGGUCACGAGGCGCACAGCGAGCCCAACGUCAUGCGUCUCUCGGUGCGCGACGUCACCGCGUCCAGCGCGUCGCUCAUUGACGUGCUGCUUGUCAUGGAAGAAGCCGAGAUGGCUGCGCUUCCACCCGCCGUCAUCCAGAGCGCCGUCUCGAAGCGUCGGCCGCGACUCGAUACAACGUCCUCGGAUCCCAGUACGCUGCUUGAGGACCACGUCACGGUCGAGGCGGCGGUCGUUGAGAGUGACGCAGCGUCGUCGCCGCCGCCGUCCGAGGUCGUCGAGGCGGCGACCGAUGCGCUUUUGACCGUGCGCGGGUGCACGCCGGCUGAAAACUCGACGCUCGACAAUACGCUGUACGUCAUUGACGUCGGGCAGCACACGGUGCGCGCGGGCGGCGAGGUCGAGUGGGAGAUCACACUGCACAACGAGCAAGAAAAGAGCGUCGGGUACCGGCUGUACCUUGCGGACGCGAAAGCCUCGUCGUGGCUGCGCCUGAGCAAGUCGCAUGGGUCGCUGCUGUCGUACCAGACGAUCGUGCUCCGCUUUGCGCGCGAUGUCGUCGGCGUCUACUCGACGUUCCUCGUGCUCGAAAAUGUCGGCAACCCCAGCGAUCUCAAGCUCAUUCGUGUCAAGAUGGAGGUGAUUGCGGACCUCAACGCGCUCCGGGCGAUGGCGAAAGACAAGUCGGACACGAACCUCUUUCGCGUGCUCGUGUCCAACUACUCAGGCUCGAAGCGGCAGCGGCGCAAGUCGUCGGAGUUUUCGCUGACGCCGGAGGACCCGCCGUCGCGCUUGGAGAUCGAGUACGGCGACGUGUUUUACGACAAGCUGUACCACAACCACUCGGUGCUGCUCGAGAACUUUUCGAGCUUGUCGCUCGACUUUAUGCUCUCGAGCAACGGCCGGCCGCACGAAGUCGGCUUCUCCAUGUCGCCGACCUCGUUCAACGAGAUUAGCAGCGUGACGCUCGGCGCGUACCAGCGACUGCAAGUGUUUCUCAACUUUCGCCCGGCGCCCAAGAAGGCGACGGCCACGUCCGAGAGCUGGGUGCGCAACAUUGAAGUCUACGUCAACUGCCGGCUUGUCAAGGACUUUCGCGAGACGGUCUUUCUGAAAGCGACGUGCAACAUGCCGCAGCUCCACGUGCACAUUGCGCACGCGCAGCCGACGCUCGGCGACUGGCCGACGUACCACGAGCCGGCGCUGCCCUACUUUGCCGCGCAGCCGACGUUCCUCGGCAUGGGCUUCUCCGCGCCCGAGUCCAUCUUGUGCGAAGACUCGCCGACCGAUAUGCAAGCGGACGCCAAGUUCAUCGUGCUACGGAACGUGCGCCAUGACGUGAACGCGCACGUGGCGAUCCGGAACGACAGCAUGUUUUUCGAGGUGAAGGUCGACCACAUUGUCGACGUCGAUGGCGUCCUCGCGCCCCUCGCGCUGCGCGUCGACGGCGACCAGAAGCACGCGACGCUGUCGCUCAAGCUCGAGCCGCACGAUAUUGCUGUGCUGCGCAUCGAGCCCAACCUCGAGCUUUUGCGCAAGCACCGGCAGCAGUGGGAGCACAGCGUGAAGGAGCACAUUGCGUUUUACAACAUGAAGCAGUUUGCCGAGCACUACCACGUGUCGCUGAGCUUCACGCCGAGCAACAUGUCGAGCUUCCUCAACGCGCCGCAGCUCCGCGAAGCCUACCCGUUCUCGACGCUCGAAGACACGAUCGCCAAGUUCCUCAAGACCUUUCAGCUGUUUUGGAAGGACCUCCACACCGUGCUGCUCGAUUCGGACCUCGACGACGACAACCGCCGGUCGCUCUUGUACGAGCUCGAGCACGCGAUCGACCUCGUCGUGCCCGUGAGUCCGCGCCCGCACGGCCGCCUCGGCCAGGCCACGAUCCCGCAGUCGUACCGGGCGCUCUACUUCGACUUUUACUACAUUACGGACGAGCUCAUCUGGUACGGUGUCCGGAGCAACGCGGGUCGCCACACGGUGACGCUGGCCGACUUGGUCUACGGCGUCGUCUUUGGCCACGAGGUCUUUACCUGCAUCUUUGAGGCGGCGAGUGGUCCGUCGCCGCUGCUGCCGCUGCUGCAAAAGCACCGGCUCGAAAAGUUCAUGGACGUCCGCCGCCUCCUGCUGCCAUGGACACGCCAGCUCGGGUACUUUUUAAGCUUCUUCCCGGAGAACCAAGAGACGACACUACCGCUGCGCCAGCUCUACGAGCCGCUCAAGCGCUCCGACCUCCAGCGAUAAGCAGCCACAAUAAGAACCAUGCAUCGAU